Molecule: messenger RNA, 648 nt
Organism: Aspergillus tanneri
Lineage: Eukaryota; Fungi; Ascomycota; Eurotiomycetes; Eurotiales; Aspergillaceae
Exons: 2
Coding region: 1-648 (215 amino acids)
Source: RefSeq, a predicted model, not a curated record
AUGGAGAACAGCUACAUCGAUCCGAGAUCAUUAACAGCACCAGUCGGUCAGGGACAGGCGGAGGUUUCCGCUCCAGUGGAGGAGCCCACAACACAACGAGCCCGCGAUAGCCUCGACUGCCCUAGAGAUUCUGAGAAAUUACCAUCUCCUUCAACAAAUGGGCAGGCUCUAAACCGUGAUUCUGACUCGGAAGACACCAGGUCUCAGGUCAGGUCAGUCCAUGUAUCGGGUAUCGCAGGAUCUGCGGGGUCUGAUCUAUUCGAUGCAAUACCUCCAAACAAUCAUUUGCACCAACCUUACGUGUACGACCCCUACUACCAUUUCUACCCAUCCAAUCCCCAGCAAAAUUGGCCGGAUGAACAAUCGCAACCACCAUCCGUUGGACAGCCAGAGACACCCUGGGAAAUUCCACCAGCAACUGCACGAUAUCUCUCAGGCGGAAUGAAUCUAGAUCCUGAAGCGGAGUCUGUUUCGUAUCUACUCAUGGCUCAAACGAGUUCCAUGUGCGACACAAUCUUCACUGGCCUCAUAGUAAGAGGGCUGAAGGAGCGUCUGGGAUCCCAAGCGUAUCUGGCAUCGAUUACGAAUACAUUCGUUAAUGGCUCACAGCCUCUUCAUAGUGGAACUGAGGCCCCAUACUACGGUUAG